GUUUAAAAACAGUAUUAACUUUGAGAGAAGUUGUGGUGUAAAUAACAAGGAUUUUCUUGAAAUGCAAACUUUAAAAACUAUUCUGAAGAGCUGUCACUUAGAGAGCAGGCUUUUAGGCAGAUUUUUUUCUUCUUCUUCCGGAAAGUGUGGAUGUCAGCUUGAGUACUUUCACAAUCUGUUUUUAACCCAGUGUCAUUCACAUAUUGAACACUUAACUGCUAUUGGUCCAUAAAGGUGUUUGUGGCUUUUUUAUCGCUUUCAUUUCACUUCUCAUUUUUUAAAAACACCAUUUCCUGAAAACUCAGUGCAGAAAUAUAACGUACUGCAGGAAGCGAGAUGAUCUUCUUUUGCUGUAUUAUGAAGAUAAUUUGCUUCAGACAGGAGGUUUUUGGGUGCUUGCUGAAAUUUCGGAGAUCUGGGAAAAUGGGGUAAUAACAUGACACCAGCUCUUAAGCAGCAACAUCUGCUGUGGUUCAAAGCCGCACAAAGAAAGCUGCUUAAGCAGUUGAAUGUUUUGGACUGCACGGACAAGUGUGGUUCAACUGCAAAGACUGCAGAGCAGUGGAAAUUUAAAGUUUCGAGAAGUUGUUAAAAAAUGGAGUCAUGGAAGAUGAGCAUCUUUAGGAGACAAACAUCACCAUGUCCUCCGAGCUAUCGAAGAUCUUUGUCAGAACCUGAUUAUGCACAUUCAGAGAUAGGAACAAGCGUAAAGAGUUAUCCAUGGUGUGGUCCAAUGAAAAGCAAGAGGAAGAAAAAUGAACAGGCUGUUUCCAAUCUAGGAAAGCCACUGGGUGCUUAUCGGUGGCAAACACAUCCCAGCUUUAGGUGGAAAGGGGGCAAAAGGGAGCAAUUGCAAAAUAAUAAAGGAGGCUUGGAUGAACCACGACAAGAGGUCCUGCCAAAGAUGGUUGGGGAUAAUGUUUCUUCCUCUGCUAAUGAGGUCCUUGGAACAUCAAUGGAGAAGCAGAACCUGGUCAACACUCGGUCACUUCGGGUUCCAUUCAGCAGAUCUCUUUCAGAGCCAGAGCACCGCUGCAGUAUCAGAUUUGUUAGACGGUGGCCGACUUCAGUGGGGUCAAUGGAGUCUGAGCAGCAGGGAUAUUUCAUCCGUGGCAUUUUCUCUACUCUUUCCAGUGGCUUCUCCAGGAUGCUGAGUCUAAAAGGAGAAUCAACCAAUGAGCCAGUAAGAGAAGAUGUGAAAGGGCCACCUACCCAUCGUCUGUCUUGUGGCCAGUCACCCUACACCGACACAACAACAUGGGAGCGGAAGUACUGCAUCCUUACAGACAGCCAGCUGGUGUUGCUCAACAAGGAAAAGGAGAUACCUGUGGAGGGAGGACAGGAUCAGCAGACAGAUUCCACCAAAGGGCGAUGCCUGAGGAGAACUGUCAGUGUUCCUUCCGAGGGUCAGUUUCCUGAGUACCCACCAGAGGGCGCCGCUAAACUGGAGGUGCCAGCAGAAAGGUCCCCCCGCAGACGGAGUAUCUCAGGGACCAGUACAUCAGAGAAACCCAACUCUAUGGAUACUGCAAAUACCUCACCCUUCAAAGUACCAGGGUUCUUCAGCAAGCGCCUGAAAGGCUCCAUCAAGAGGACCAAAAGCCAAUCAAAGCUUGACCGAAACACGAGCUUUCGGCUUCCCUCCCUUCGCAAUACAGAUGACAGGUCUCGUGGGCUGCCUAAACUAAAAGAGUCACGUUCCCAUGAAUCCCUGCUGAGCCCAUGCAGUGCAGUGGAAUGUCUGGAUCUUGGUAGAGGGGAGCCCGUAUCAGUGAAGCCACUCCAUAGCAGCAUCCUUGGACAAGACUUCUGCUUUGAGGUUACCUACUUAAGUGGAAGUAAAUGCUUCAGCUGUAACUCUGCUUCAGAGAGAGAUAAGUGGAUGGAAAACCUUCGCAGGACAGUUCAACCAAAUAAGGACAAUUGCAGACGAGCCGAAAACGUUCUCCGUUUAUGGAUUAUUGAAGCCAAGGACCUUGCCCCUAAAAAGAAAUAUUUCUGUGAACUGUGCCUUGAUGAUACCCUCUUUGCUCGUACAACUAGCAAGACCAAAGCAGACAAUAUUUUCUGGGGUGAACAUUUUGAGUUCUACAGCCUUCCACCUCUUCAUAGCAUCACAGUUCACAUUUAUAAAGAUGUGGAAAAAAAGAAAAAAAAAGACAAGAAUAAUUAUGUAGGGCUAGUCAAUAUCCCUACUGCCAGUGUGACUGGUCGCCAAUUUGUAGAAAAGUGGUACCCAGUGAGUACACCUACACCCAACAAAGGAAAGACAGGAGGACCUUCUAUUCGGAUUAAAUCACGUUUCCAAACUAUCACCAUUCUGCCUAUGGAGCAAUACAAAGAAUUUGCAGAAUUUGUCACCAGCAACUACACCAUGUUGUGUUCUGUUCUUGAACCAGUAAUUAGUGUGAGAAAUAAAGAAGAGUUGGCCUGUGCCUUAGUGCACAUUCUUCAAAGUACUGGCAGAGCCAAGGAUUUUCUGACUGACUUGGUGAUGUCUGAGGUGGAUCGUUGUGGAGAGCAUGAUGUCUUGAUCUUCAGAGAGAACACCAUUGCCACCAAAUCCAUUGAGGAAUACCUCAAGUUGGUGGGACAACAGUAUCUUCAUGAUGCAUUGGGGGAGUUCAUCAAAGCUUUGUAUGAGUCAGAUGAAAACUGUGAAGUGGAUCCCAGCAAAUGUUCAUCUAGUGAACUGAUAGACCAUCAGAGCAACCUGAAAAUGUGCUGUGAGCUGGCUUUCUGCAAGAUCAUCAACUCUUACUGUGUUUUCCCUCGUGAGUUGAAAGAAGUGUUUGCAUCCUGGAAGCAGCAGUGCCUGAACCGCAGCAAGCAAGACAUCAGCGAGCGGCUCAUCAGUGCCUCGUUGUUUCUCCGUUUUCUGUGCCCAGCCAUCAUGUCUCCCAGUCUCUUCAACCUCAUGCAGGAAUAUCCUGAUGACCGCACAUCUCGGACUCUAACUCUCAUUGCCAAGGUCAUCCAGAACCUGGCCAACUUUGCCAAAUUUGGUAACAAAGAGGAAUACAUGGCAUUCAUGAAUGAUUUUUUAGAACACGAAUGGGGUGGAAUGAAGCGCUUUCUUUUGGAGAUCUCUAAUCCGGACACCAUCUCAAACACCCCAGGCUUUGAUGGUUACAUUGAUCUGGGCCGAGAGCUUUCAGUUUUGCAUUCCUUACUGUGGGAAGUAGUUUCCCAACUUGAUAAGGGUGAAAAUUCCUUCCUACAGGCGACCGUGGCAAAAUUGGGACCUCUCCCUCGUGUUCUUGCUGAUAUUACCAAAUCUCUGACUAAUCCUACACCAAUACAACAGCAACUGAGACGCUUCACUGAGCAUAACUCCAGUCCAAAUGUCAGUGGAAGCCUCUCCUCUGGGCUGCAGAAAAUUUUUGAAGACCCUACUGACAGUGAUUUGCAUAAACUAAAAUCUCCAAGCCAGGACAACACAGAUAGCUAUUUCAGAGGGAAAACGUUAUUGCUGGUUCAGCAAGCCUCCUCCCAGAGCAUGACUUACUCUGAAAAGGAUGAAAAGGAAAAUAGCCUUCCUAAUGGCCGGAGCAUCUCCCUCAUGGACCUUCAGGACACUCAUGCCGCCCAAGUGGAGCAUGCGUCUGUCAUGCUUGACAUGCCAAUGCGCCUGACUGGAAGCCAGCUUUCCAUAACCCAGGUGGCCAGCAUCAAACAACUUCGGGAAACCCAGAGCACUCCCCAGAGCGCACCCCAAGUGCGAAGGCCCCUGCACCCAGCCUUGAACCAGCCAGGCAGCCUCCAGCCCUUGUCAUUCCAGAACCCUGUCUAUCACCUCAAUAACCCAAUUCCAGCAAUGCCAAAGGCCUCUGUGGAUUCCAGUUUGGAGAACCUAAGCACUGCUAGUUCCAGGAGCCAAAGUAACAGUGAAGACUUCAAACUCAGUGGACCCAGCAAUAGCAGCAUGGAAGAUUUCACCAAACGUAGCACUCAGAGUGAGGACUUCUCCAGGCGGCACACUGUGUCGGACAGACACAUACCUCUUGCUCUGCCACGGCAGAAUAGCACGGGGCAGGCCCAGAUCCGAAAAAUGGACCAGGCUGGGCUAGGUGCCCGAGCCAAAGCCCCACCAUCCCUGCCACACAGUGCUUCCCUACGUAGCACCGGGAGCAUGUCACUGGCAUCUGCAGCUCUGGUGGCCGAACCUGUGCAAAAUGGGAGCCGGUCCCGGCAGCAGUCCUCUUCCUCCAGAGAGAGCCCUGUUCCCAAAGUGAGAGCGAUCCAGAGACAGCAGACACAGCAGGUUCAGUCACCUGUGGACUCUGCCACAAUGUCCCCAGUAGAGAGGACAGCAGCCUGGGUUCUGAACAAUGGGCAAUAUGAAGAAGAUGUAGAAGAAACCGAGCAAAAUCAAGAUGAAGCCAAGCAUGCUGAGAAGUACGAACAGGAAAUUACUAAACUGAAGGAGCGCCUGCGAGUGUCCAGCCGGCGGCUAGAGGAGUAUGAGCGCCGGUUGCUGGUGCAGGAGCAGCAGAUGCAGAAGCUGCUGCUAGAGUACAAGGCCCGGCUGGAGGACAGCGAGGAGCGGCUGCGCAGGCAGCAGGAGGAGAAGGAUAGCCAGAUGAAGAGCAUCAUCAGCAGGCUAAUGGCUGUGGAAGAGGAAUUGAAGAAGGAUCAUGCUGAGAUGCAAGCAGUUAUCGAUGCAAAGCAAAAAAUAAUUGAUGCACAGGAAAAACGGAUCGUGUCGCUGGAUUCGGCCAACACCAGACUGAUGAGCGCGCUGACCCAAGUGAAGGAGCGGUACAGCAUGCAGGUCCGCAAUGGCAUCUCCCCCACCAACCCCACCAAGCUUUCCAUCACGGAGAAUGGAAAACAUGCAAAUACCGAGAUCCAAACAAAACAGUUUAUCCCAUUGAGCAACGAAGACUGGUUCUGGAUGGACAGCUAUCUGAUUUGGGGAUACACUGUUCCAGAGGACACAGAUAAGAGCUGUUGUAUCAAAACUGGACUUUCAGAGUGAUUUCUAUUGAACUCCUGUUGCUGUUUAUUUCCUUCUGUCUGUAGCAGACGGGAAUUUUCCAUUUUAGAUAGGGGGCUUUUUUUUUUUACCCCAGCUGUAAUAAAGGGUGUUCUUCUUCCUCUUUAGAGUUUACAAAACUAUAAAUAUUUGUGUCUCUAUAAACCAUCUGCAUCUUCACACCCACUUGCCCUUUCCUCCCCCAUGGUGGGAGCAGUCAUCACCAACAGGGUUUACUCUCCCCUGGAGAGGUUAUUCAAAUAUGCUGUCCAUAAGCCAUCCGAAAUAAACACCCUUUCUUCCAUACAGAAAAGGGCUAACCAUACCAUACCAUGGCAGCAAUCUCUGAAUAUUUCCUAUCAAAAUUUUUUUCUAUUUGUAAGUUAUAAUUUUGGUUUGGGAUAAAGAUUUUACCCAGUGUACUAGCAGAUCUCUGGGCAGGGUAAUUUUAUCUCAGUCUUUAACUUUUAAAUUGCUUCUUCCUCUAAUCCCCUCAGUAAAAUUUGGAAAAGAAAUCCAAAUCUGAAGCAUUGCUCUCUUAAAAGUCAUGAUUACUCUUAAUGAAAAAUAAAAUACUAAAAGUGGGAGGACAGCACAUUCCAGCUGUUAUUCCCAUGCUCUUUGUAGAUUUGGCAAGAAUAACCCAGUUUCACUAGCUGUCAUCGUUGGCUUUAUUGUAGGACAGAUUUAUUGUAGGACAGAAACAGUCAUGGAAGCUAAGUUACUUCCUUUUUUCCAGAGGUGUGAAAUGUCAUCUUGAAUGCAACCUUGAUUAUCAGAAGUAUGGAAUGUUACAAGUUAAACAGAUAUUAUAUUUACAAGUAUAUAUACACAUAUACUCACACAUAUGUACAUAUAACUGCACAAAUAGGAAAAGUUCCUGCCUUCUAUGCUGUUGGAUAUAAUGUUUAAAGGGGUUAGAAUCUCUUUAAGCAAGAUCUAAGCAAUUGUUUAUAUUGAGAAAGCAACAACAUUUCUCAAGUAAGUUAAUGAUGUUUAGUUGAAAUUGUAAACCUUAAGGAAUUUUUUUUUAAGAAGGAAAAGGAGAAAGGAGGGGGAAAAAAAAAACACCUGAGGAAGCCAUAGACCUGGAGUGAGUGUUUCCACAUAGCAGAAUACUUAUAAGGAGACGAGAGAACAUUUAUUGUGUCCCCUUUUGGGUGAAGCCCCGAUAGAGACACCAAACCUCCAUUCCCACCGCACCCCCAGGCUUGCAUUCUGACCUCUUAAGCACUGCCCUCAGGUGGGUCUUUGUGUUGGGCCUUGCAUCUCAGCAACCUCACCAUGGUCCCCAGCCCACAACCUUUUAAAACAUUUCCCCUUCGUAACACUCCUGUUUCUGCCAGUCAGAGAUCUAAAUCAGGAGCUGCCCAGUGUGCUUAUCUGAUCUGCAGACUUCAUGCCCACAUGUAUUGGCACUUGUGCAUUUUCUUGACCCGUGAUCAUUAUUUUACAAAUUCUUCUCUCUUCCCUCCAAGCUGAGGGCACACUGUGGCCAAAUGACUUAUUUUAAUAGGAAAGAAACAUCACCAAUUCUGAAGUAGUGCUUCGUGUUUGGGGAGAGGGUAUGUAAACAUAGGUCCGUUCUUGUUUGUGGCUAUUUUCAGCUCUAGCCAUUCUUUAUAAAAGUCUUCAGAAAACCUGGUAAAAGAAUGGUCAGUUUCAGUGGCCUUAAGUAUGUAACAUGGGUGAUGUCUUACACGGAGGUUUGAAAGCUCUCAGGUGGUGUUUACGGAUGACAGAGGACUGAUAAACUAUAUUGGAGGGUUGGAGGACACAAAAUCAAAUAUGUUUUUGAUGGAUGCAGUACAUCUUGUCAGCAUUAUGGGAGCUUCUUAGAGGGCUGCCUACUUUGGAAGAUUAGAUGCCCAAAAUGUUUGGAUAGAUUAUGCAGCCCUCUAUUAUCAGGUUAUCUUGAAUGAAGAGAAAAGAGUAAACAAAUAAUAAAAUUAGAGGUAAGCUAGGAGUUCAGUGUAGUUGCCAGAUGUUAAAUUUUAGAUUAUCCUUUGAACCUAUUCCUGUCCGAAUAUUUUUCUGAGUAUUUCUUUAGAGAAUGCUGCAGUCUAUAGAACUUAUUCUGAAAGAUUUUUUUUUUUAGUAUGGAAAAAGUCAGCAACAGCUGAUAAUUUUUAUGGAGGUAUUGCUUAAUUGGCUUUUCUUCAGCCCAGAUAAGUGCAUACCUCUCUUGCUGGGAGGAGGUGUAUGGUUGAAGAGAAGUGGGUGGAUUAUGAUAGCAUGUCUUGCACUCCUUCUGACACCCAACAUGUCACCACAUGGUGGGGUGCAGCAUAGACCAAGGCUGAAUGGAAUUUGGAAUUCCCGUGAAGUGCUUGCAAAAUGCUUGUCCAGAUGACAACCAGAUUUGGCCAUUAACAAGGACAAUGUUGGUAGGAUUUAGGAAAAAAGCUUUAUAUUUCCAUUUUAUUUUCACUGGAGCAAUAAGCUUUCUGAGCCAAAGCAGCAAAAAGGAGUAACAUUUCCUUCAAGUCAUCACAUUACCUGAGUCUCUGCAAUACAAGCCAUGAAGGAGGGGAGAUUAUAACUAGGUAACAAUGACAAACACUUGAGCACUUACUAUGAUCCAGGCACUAUCACCAAGAUACUGUUGGGGUCCAGGGCAGUCUGUUGUAAGGGAAAUGUGGUAAAAUGAGGUCAUCAUGCUGCUGUAACUUUGCCCUUUCACUUGGCAUUGAGUUGGUCAAAAUUAGCUUUCUCUAGUCUGCUUCUACCUUUCCCUUUCCCUGUAAUGGUGUUGCACAGUGAAAGAAAAAGUAGGAUUUCCUGUCUAGGACUGCUGUAUGCCCUUGAGAAUUAACUUGACUUUAAAAGUAAAGCUUUUUAGAUCUUAGUCUAUUUAUGGAUCUGUAGCUCUAGCGACCCUCGUUUCUCACUCUGUCCUCAGAGGCACACUGGGUUGAGAGCAGUUCCUUUUUGGAAGCUCCAGAGCAAGACAGUUGCCAUCAAGUGAGUUUGAUUACAAUUUGUUCUGCCUUCCAUCUAGGUUUAGUUCCAGUUACGUCCAGUUUGGAGUUUCUGAGAAGGCUGGUUGUGGGACUGAACUUGGGGAAGGAACCCUCCUUGGGAUUUACCUAAGGCCCAUGUGACCCUGACUAGAGUUGACACCAGACUAGGCUUGUCACUGGGCCUGACUCAGCAGCUCUGGAGCCCACACCAUAACUUCCCUGUGUUUUCACCUUUUUGGGGGGGGUGGGGGUCACCGUCUACAGAUUAUGGAAAACCAAAAGGGCUUUCUUCUCCAUUCCCCUUCCCUUUUUCAAGUCUGAUAGUGAAGUCUCCUGCUCGCUUCAACAGUAAAUGGUUGCCUUCCCACCCCUUACCUGAGGGCCAAGAAUUUGGGAUACUUUGUUUUUAUCAAUAUGUCAAUGGAAGGGACCUAUUUUGCCAGUUUGUUUAAAAGCAAGAUAUGUUGGGGUGUUGAAUUUUUAAAUAGAAUCCCUUUUUGUGUCUGAGUGAUUGUUAUUAGUUCUAGAAGCAUUCUGUCAUGACCCAGUUAGGAAUGCUCUUGAGUUUAGGAAGGACAAAAGUGAUGAAAUUUGCAUGAGACAGAAUAAAUAUCUUAUGAGGAGUGAAAGAACCUGAGGAAGAUACAUGAUCCAAAAGGGGACUAAUGCACAGCAGCCUUCUCCAUAGCCCAAUGGUUCAAGGCAACAGGAGGAUUUAUAUCCUUUGCCCAAUCUCGAAAUACGUAGAUAUAUAGAAAGGCCAUUUCUGUAGACAACAUGUGGGUACCCACACAAAACACACGAUUCCUAGGGCUUCCUUUUUCUGAAUGUUAAUCCAUCUUAUAGAGCAGUGAUUCCCAAACUUCCUUGAGAUUUUUUAGAUUUUAUGCUCUCCUUUGUUAGAUUUUAUGACAGUGGUUCUUUCCUCUUUAAAAUGUACCAUAUGUGUUAUAUGUAUAUAUAAGUUAAAGUGACUUGAAAUUUGGCUUGACAUUGUCUCAAGAACCCUAGAUAUCAUUAUUGAUACCUUGGGGAGUCACAGAAAGAAAGUUGAAUAUCACUGAUGCGGCAGUAGGAUACAGAAAGAAAUAGCUUUGGUUCCUGAUCAGUUAAUCCUCAGGUGUUUGAGGAACCAACCCAGCAAGGCUUGGCGAUGAGCCACCCAAGGAAAGCCAAGUGGUCGUUUGUGUCCAGAUUUCAGCAUGCAUUUUAAUUUCCUAUUCAGUUCUUAUUUUUCAGUGCCCUUGUUUUUCCCUAGGAAAUGUUUUAGUUUGGGAUUUAAAACCAGAUAUAUCUGUUGUAGAAAGAUUUCCACAGAAGCUGUGUUUUAGGGGCCUCGAUCAUCUGUGUGGGGCUACAAAUAUUUAAGAAUAACUAUCAUAUUUAUGUCACUUCUAAACUCCCAAGGGAAAAAAUUCAAUUCCCUGUUCACCAAAAGGUUAAAUACUAAUUGACCACUAUCCUGCAGAAAAUUUGAAAUAAAUAGUACAGGUUAAAUUUUGACUGGUGCUUAGACAUUUCCUAGUUACAUUAAAAUUAACUCAAAGCAGACAGCAGCCCAUUAACCUGAAUCACACCUGUGAGGAACUUCUAAAUUUGAUUUUGUUUUUCAUCUCCAGGGCCUUAAUAAGAGUGUGUUAAUACACAUGACUAUUUUACAAUGAUAGCUCUAAAUAAUUUAUUUUUUAUUUCAAGAAAGAGAAAUACACAUUAGAAAAACAAAACCCAAGAUUUUAUUUUAUUUUUAAAGCCAUAUUUUUGUGCUAGUGGCACUUAGAUUGUUCCAUAUGUGAGAUCCAUAUCUGCAUUUCAUUACCUGGGUUUGUUCUAAAAGAAGAUUUAUUUUUGUUCUGUGAAUAAUUUUUGACGGUUCUUGUACAUGUACAGAUAUAGAUACGUUUGAGGUCUUUUAUUGAUAUUCCUACAAAGAAUACAAAUAAACUUUAACUUUAAACAUUUCAGACUAAAGUUGCUACUGUAUUUGACAUAUUACUGUUUGACUUCUAGCAUGUUAUCUGGGUGAUUAGGACACUUGGAGAAAAACCAGAAACAAAAUGUAUGCAGGAACAUUAUUCUGAAGGUAUAUUUUAACAUUAAGAACAAUGCGUCUUAGAAUUUCCCAAUUUACAGGUAAAAGUAUUUAGCUGUAGGACAAAGAGCUAGCAUUAACACAUACUGUAUUGUAAUAACACCCUUAGAGAGCUCGUCAUUCUGGAGAGUUGGAAAUCUCUUUACUAGCUUGUGACUGGUGAAGAAAAUGUCCUCCACUUUAUUGAAAGUAUGGCCCCACUCAGCUCUCCAGACCAGUACUAUCCUCUCUUAAUUCCCCAAUAGAUUAAUGUGGUUUGUUUCAGGAUUUUUGUUGUCUAGUUGGGGUUUUUUGUUCUUGUUUGCUUGUAAUUCUCGAGGUUAUUUCCAAAUACCCCCAUCUUCUGCUUUCCUUCAUUCUUUAAAACCCCAGGAUGCAGGUCCCAUAAGUAGUUUUCUUACAGGCUAAGUAUAGGUCUGAAAUUCCACCAGUUAGCCUCUUCACAUAUCUAGUGACUUCUACUUCUGUUUUACUAUGAAUUAAAAAACUAAAAUUCACUCAAAAUCCAGAGAAAAUUGUGUGAGGAGACUCCAGGUCACAGUAGAUGUGUGCUAUUUUUUGUUUACUUCAAAGCCAACCCAUUUCAAUCUGAAUUGCUCAUGACCUAAUGUAAGCUUUAAGACUUCUUGGAUCUGAAACAUCAAAAAGAGAGAAACUGUUGUUGAUGCUAUCUUGUAACCUCCUAGUCAUCUUAGCCCUUAACUGUCCACCCUUUAUGUCCAGCCAUACCCUUUAUUUUUCUUAGCCUCCCUGCAGCUACCUGCCUUUUGUCGUUAGCACCUUCACCAAUAGGAAAGUACAGAAAUCAAGUUUGUUAGGUCACCACCACCACCCCCAGCACACAAAAAAUGUUUAAUGACAAAGGAGACUAAAACAAAUGACAAUCAGGGAUUCUCAGUCUUGACUGUUCAUCAAAAUCACUUGGGAUCUUGAAAAAAUCAGAGUAGAGAUGCCCCUUUAGACCCACCAUUGAACAAUUAAAUAGUAUCUCUCUAAAGAUUGGGGCCGGCUUUUUUUUUUUUUUUUUUUUUUUAACCUUCCCCACAGGAUUCUAAGUUCAGAUAGGGUUAACAACCACUAGUCCAUAUCUCUCUCUGAGCACUGUGUGAGUGUCUGUUACAAUGUUUUCUCUGUUCCCAUCCAUGGAACUGGGAUAAGUUGGCUAUAGGUGUUUUGUUUGCCUCCUAUUUCAAAUUUUAUCAGUAAAUGCUACUAAAGCUGAUAAUAUACUCUACCUUGUCCCCACCAAUUCCAUCCUUUAUAUCUGUGAGGUAGAAAUCCUCUCCAUUAAUAUGAGAUAGCUAUAUUCCAACAAAAGUGACCAGAAGCUGGAACUCCCCAUCUUGACCCCAAUUUUCCCAUUAUUGGUUUUAAUUUAAAAUAAAAGGUAGAUGGUUUCUGGUUUGGUAACCCACCCCUGCCAAAAAAAAAACGGUUCUUGACUUUUGUAGACUUAAUACUCAGCACUGCAGUCUUAUUACUUGAACUUUUACUAAAAAAUUUAUCAGAUGCCAAAUUGCAUCAUUUGCACCUGCUCUUCAACAGCAAAAUGCACCGAAAGCUCUCCAGUUCCCUCCCCGCUACCUGGCAGGCAUUUGUGCAUGCAUGCGGACGGGCGCGCACACACACACACACACACACACACACACACACACACACACACACACCCCUGUUCUUCCUAGAGACUUCAGUUUGUGAGAUUUUAGAAUGAAUUGCCUGGGUGCUAUUUCUUUGGCCUAUGAGUAAAUUGCAAUAAGCUACCAGAUUAACGCCAAUCAGUUUCCUUGUCUGUAAAAUUGUGGUUUUGGCUAGAUGGGCUAUGAGGAACUCUCUAGCUCUGACAUCUUAUGAUUAUAAUCUGAUAUCACUGAAAAAUGUGCCUUUAGGUCAUAUUCAAAAAUCAGCUUGAGGCUUUUGUCACAAUAUUUAGGAAUAAUUCUUCCUCUUCACAAUCUCUCAUCUCACAAUACUUUAAAAAAAACAAGAGGG
Molecule: messenger RNA, 12019 nt
Organism: Aethalodelphis obliquidens (Pacific white-sided dolphin)
Lineage: Eukaryota; Metazoa; Chordata; Mammalia; Artiodactyla; Delphinidae
Gene: RASAL2
Product: RAS protein activator like 2
Exons: 19
Coding region: 596-4981 (1461 amino acids)
Biological process (GO): regulation of GTPase activity
Source: RefSeq, a predicted model, not a curated record